Messenger RNA from Corythoichthys intestinalis (scribbled pipefish), 3101 nucleotides. RefSeq names its product dentin sialophosphoprotein. The coding region runs from base 82 to 2796 and encodes 904 amino acids. The record is from RefSeq and is a predicted model, not a curated record. The transcript has 30 exons. Lineage: Eukaryota; Metazoa; Chordata; Actinopteri; Syngnathiformes; Syngnathidae.
UUUACACUCACCUUAGUUGUUAAACCUGGACUGAGGGUGUGUUAGGGAGGUUUCCUCGGCAGAGGAGAAGGUUGGACACACAUGGAAUCUCUUCUCACUGCAGCUCCUCUUGGAGCUGCAAGUGUGGAAGAGCCAGCAGCCACCUCUCCUGGUCGUUUGGGGUCUGUCACUGAAGAAACAGAACCUGUAGAAAUAGAGACUUGUCAACACGACAAGAGCCAACCGACACAAACUCCAGAUUGUCUGGCACCAUACUCAUAUGACAGUUCUUCAUCAUCAUCGGACAGUGAGGAGGAAUGCAAAAUGGAAAAGAAAAAGAAACUGAAGAAAAAGAAGAAAAAGAAAGAUUCCAGUUCCUCUUCCUCCUCUUCAUCCUCUUCUUCCAGCAGCUCUUCAGACAGCGAUAGUGAGGAUGAAAAGAAAAAGAAGAAGAAAAAGAAGAAGAAAGAGGAGGACAAGAAGAAAAAGAAAGUAGUGAAAGAGUAUAUGUGGGACAGGUUGAUCGUACCGCCAACUGAUGAACAAAUGGAACUUCCUGGGGACUUGGAGUUAAAACGGGUUUCCAUCUUAUCUGAUGAUGACAAUGACCCAGAAGGGAAAAAGAAGGAUAAGAAAAAGGAUUCCUCUCCCUCUGACAACUCUUCCUCAGACAGUGAUGAAAAGAAGAAAAAGGACAAGAAGAAGAAAAAGAAGAAAGACAAGAAAAAGAAGAAAAAGAAAGACAAGAAGGAUUCCUCAUCAUCUGACAGUUCUUCUGACAGUGAAGAUGAGAAGAAAAAGAAGAAAGACAAGAAAAAGAAGAAAAAGAAAGACAAGAAGGAUUCCUCAUCCUCGUCAUCUGACAGUUAUUCUGACAGUGAAGAUGAAAAGAAGAAGAAGAAGAAGAAGAAAAAGAAGACGAAGGAUUCCAGUUCCUCCUCCUCUUCUUCCUCUUCUUCUUCAUCUUCCUCCUCCUCUUCUGACAGCGAUGAUGACAAGAAAAAGAAAAAGAAGAAAAAGAAAGAUAAGAAAAAGGAUUCUAGCUCAUCUUCAUCAUCAUCUUCUGAUAGCGAGAAAGACAAGAAGAAGAAAAAGAAAAAGGACAAGAAGAAAAAAGACAAAAAGGAUGAAGAGCAAGAAUUACUUACACCCGCUGAUAUUGCAGAGACAAGUGCUGUUGGAGACACAGCCAAGGAUAUUGAUGACAAGUUUAAAGCAGGGGAAGAUCCGUCUGGGACCUACACACCAGGUGCAGAGGCGUUGCCAGACUUUACUGAAGAGGGCCACCUGAGUGAUGACGAGGGAGAGGGAGGGGAUGAGAUGGAGAAGAAGAAAAAGAAGCUAAAGAAGAAGAAAGAAAAGGAUUCUGGUUCCUCUUCAGACAGUGAUGAUGAGGAAAAAGACAAGAAGAAGAAGAAAAAAAAGAAGAAGAAGAAGAAGAAGAAAAAGAAGGAUUCAUCAAGCUCAUCUUCAUCUUCUGAAAGCUCUUCGUCGGAAAGUGAGGAUGAGAAGAAAAAGAAGAAAAAGAAGAAGAAGAAGAAGAAAAAGGAUUCUAGUUCUUCCUCCUCUUCCUCUGAAAGUGAGGAUGACAAAAAGAAAAAGAAGAAGAAAAAGAAAAAGGAUUCUAGUUCUUCCUCCUCUUCCUCUGACAGUGAUGAUGACAAGAAAAAGAAGAAAAAGAAGGACUCUGGUUCUUCGUCUUCCUCUUCCUCAUCUGAAAGUGAUGAUGAAAAGAAGAAAAAGAAGAAGAAGAAAAAGAAGAAGAAAAAGGAUUCUAGUUCUUCCUCUUCAUCCUCUGACAGUGAUGAUGACAAGAAAAAGAAGAAGAAGAAGAAGAAAAAUAAGAAGAAAAAGCAGGACUCUAGUUCUUCGUCUUCCUCUUCCUCAUCUGAAAGUGAUGAUGAAAAGAAAAAGAAGAAAAAGAAGAAGAAACUGAAGAAGAAGAAAAAGGACUCAAGUUCUUCCUCAUCUUCAUCCGACAGUGAGGAUGACAAGAAGAAAAAGAAAAAGAAGAAAAAGAAGAAGACAAAGAAGAAGAAAAAGAAGGCCAACUCUUCUGAUGAUAGCGCUUCCUCAUCAUCAUCAUCAUCAUCUUCCUCCUCCUCUGAUAGUGAUGGUGACAAGAAAAAGAAGAAAAAGGAUAAAAAGAAGAAAAAGAAGAAAAAGGACAAGAAAAAGGAUUCUUCCUCUGACUCGUCCAGUGAUUCUUCUAGUGAUGAUUGCAAAAAGAAGAAAAAGAGGAAAAAGGACAAGAAGAAAAAGAAAAGCAAGAAAAAACAUUCCGAUUCUUCUGGAAGUGAUUAUGAAAAGAAGAAAAAGAAGAAAGACAAGAAAAAGAAGAAAGAUAAGAAGAAGAAAAAGGAUUCAAGCUCAAGCUCCUCGGGCUCCAGUUCCUCGAGUUCCAGUGGCAGUGACAAGGAAAACAAAAAGGCCAAGAAAGACAAGAAGAAAAAGGAGAAUAAAAGUCCUGAUGCUGAGCAAAGCGGCGACCCACAAAUGCAAGUGUCAGACCCUGGCGCGAGUGGCUACUCAGCAUUUAGCAGAAGCUCGAAGCCUGGUGGUGGUCCUGUUCUUACGUAUCCAUUGCUUCCCUCCAAACCUGUUGUAAACCUGGAUCCUCUUAACCCUCCACCUCCCGCAGUCUCAAAUGUAUCUGUGUCUACAACUGGUGGCGGAGAUCGAGCACCUAUUCGCAGACCCCUAAGUCCCAUGGAGUCAUUGAUGGGGAGUACAUUUCGGUACAGGGACACGGGGCCCCGUCCCACCACGCACUUAAGCUCGAGUAGUCUAUACAGAGGCCACAGGUCUUACAAGUGAAAAUGAUUCACAAAUGUUGAUCACAUGAGGAAAAGUUUAAGUGACAAAUUAUCCCUGUGACAGUUUUAACAGAUGUCUAAUGAAACCCAAUUAAAAGAAAUGUCGGAUGGCGGGUGGUCAUUGUGCUGCAAAAAAAGAUGAUUUUACGUGGAAUAUACGUAUUGAUAUUUCAAAUGAAAUACUGCAAUUCAGUGUUUGCUUCAGGGAAUAAAACAAUAAGAUUUAUUUUGUGCAUGCUGCUGUUAAAUUGCUGUCAGUGAUUCUAUUCUUGAAUAUAAUAUAUAAUAAAGUUAGGGUUAACAAGA